Molecule: messenger RNA, 675 nt
Organism: Brassica oleracea var. oleracea
Lineage: Eukaryota; Viridiplantae; Streptophyta; Magnoliopsida; Brassicales; Brassicaceae
Product: sugar transport protein 6-like
Exons: 2
Coding region: 1-675 (224 amino acids)
Biological process (GO): transmembrane transport
Cellular component (GO): membrane
Molecular function (GO): carbohydrate transmembrane transporter activity
Source: RefSeq, a predicted model, not a curated record
AUGCUUCUACAGCUUUUCCAGCAGUUUAGUGGAAUCAAUGCUAUUAUGUUCUAUGCACCGGUUUUGUUCCAGACCGUUGGAUUUGGAAGUAACGCAGCUCUUCUCUCUGCGGUUAUCACGGGAAGCAUCAACGUUCUCAGUACGUUCGUAGGGAUCUACCUCGUGGACAGAACCAGUCGGAGGUUCCUUCUUUUACAAUCUUCCGUUCACAUGCUCAUUUCCCAGUUGAUCAUUGGAAUCAUCCUAGCAAAAGACUUGGGUAUCACGGGAACACUCGGGAAGGCACAAGCCAUGGUGGUUGUGGUCUUUGUGUGCGCUUACGUGAUGGGAUUCGCGUGGUCAUGGGGACCUUUAGGAUGGCUAAUUCCUAGCGAGACGUUUCCUCUAGAGACUCGAAGUGCAGGGUUCGCUGUUGCAGUCUCGUGCAACAUGUUGUUCACGUUCGUGAUCGCGCAAGCUUUCUUAUCGAUGCUUUGCGGGAUGAGAUCAGGAAUAUUUUUCUUCUUCAGCGCUUGGAUCAAUGUGAUGGGACUGUUUGCUUUGUUCUUUAUACCGGAGACGAAAGGAGUGGCCAUUGAUGAUGUGAGGGAGAGAGUGUGGAAGCCACAUUGGUUCUGGAAAAGGUAUAUGCUUGCUGAGGAUGAUCAUCAAGAUGUGGAGAAGAGAACUGAAUGA